Messenger RNA from Pyricularia oryzae 70-15, 345 nucleotides. RefSeq lists its product as uncharacterized. The transcript has a single exon. Lineage: Eukaryota; Fungi; Ascomycota; Sordariomycetes; Magnaporthales; Pyriculariaceae. The record is from RefSeq and is a predicted model, not a curated record. Bases 1 to 345 code for a protein of 114 amino acids.
AUGCCUCGACAGGCCCGUAAAAAAAAGAAAAGAGGUCCGGCCGGUGAUAGGGCCAUCGGCAGUGGUGACGUCGCCCAGGAGCUGCUAGCGCGACCCGAGGUGGACUGCAUCGCUGAUUGGGUGCUGGCCGGACGAGAGGGUGGUCGAAGGGAGCCUGGUCAGGCUGCUGGGGCGUGCUUCCCCGGCUUCUGGAUCCGGUUGCACCGGGUGGUUGUGCGAACCGCGAAGACGCCGCCACCCCUUUUCGAGGAGGAACAUGAAGCAGGGGACGAUGCACAUGAGUACGACGCCAACGAUCCCAACGAUGGCCUGGUGGUCGAGAGCCAUUUUCCGCAGCCUUUAUGA